GAAGUUGAUCAGCUGGUUUCUCCAUCCUAACACGAUCGCCAGCGCCACUGUGUUCGGGUUGCCCCAUUACGCGCGUCCGCCAUCGAGGCAAACGAACUUAUAAAGUGACAGAAUGUGGUGUUCAGUGUUCCUCAACAGUAGGGAUCGCGUCAGAUAACCUCGGGAAACACAAAUCAGGUCAUAUCUGUAAUACGUUCGUUAUAUAGCGAGGUCGGGUCAAAGUUAGUUGUCGCUAGGUUUAUCUGCAUAUUCGAGCGAAGUGAGCUGUUGUGCCUGUCCGGGAGACAUUUUAAUCGGCUGGGAAUUCCCUGCUUUGUAGAUAUUGAACUGUUUUGUUGAAGUGGGAUAGUUAGUUCCAUCGUGAUCUCUUUGCAGUUACCACUCGUUUUCUGCAAUAUCAUCAAAACAAGUAUCAAGUCAGAAGCAGCAUGAUGUGGUUCCUAAGCGCAAUACUGAUGUCGGCCGUCAGUCUUUGUCUCGCCCAAUCCGGCGGCAAAUGCACCUGCAUCCCGUACUUCUACUGUAACAACACCUCCACGGACAAUGGUUUGACUGUUGAUUGGAAACAGGGGAUGACAAGUGAGAAGGUUUUAAUCAGACCGUGUACAUGUGAAUGUGAGAGCUUCCACGAGGUCUGCUGUGAGGAUGGUGAAGGGGGAGGGCCCCCCACCCCGGACGGUGGUGGUAUCUGCGGAAUCAGAGGCAAGCGAAAGGAUGCGUCCGGAGUCGAUGUCGACUGGAAGCUCUUCGACAGUUUAGGUGACACUUCAACCACUUUUGGCGAGUUUCCGUGGAUGGUAGCAAUAUUGAAGGUGGGACCGUCUGGAUCACAGGAGUUUCUGUGUGGUGGAUCCAUCAUUUAUCCCAACAUCAUAUUGACCACGGCUCAUACUAUCAGUGGACUUUCUGCCGUCGACCUAAGAGUCAAGGCAGGAGUGUGGAACACCACCAAUAUCCUGGAGUCCGACAAACACCAGGACCGAACUGUCGCGGCCACUGUGCUGCACUCUGGCUAUGACAAGUCCAAGGUACAAAACGACGUGGCACUAUUGGUGUUGAAUGAUCCACUAGAGAUAACGGACAAUGUUGCGCCAGUCUGCCUGCCUUCCAGGGAUACUAUCUUCAACAGCACUGACUGCAUAGCCACGGGCUGGGGCGUUGGCAACUUUGGCAACAAAGGAAUUGGGAGUGUUCUGAGGAUGGUGCACUUGCCUUUGGUGGAUUCUAACAAAUGCCAGGAGGAGUUCCGGAAGGUGCCAAGAUUGGGACCGAACUUUAACCUUCACAGCAGCUUCAUCUGUGCGGGAAGGGAUCUGGCAGACACUUGCACGGGAGACGGAGGCGGCCCGCUGGUGUGUCCGCUGCUGGACGACUCUGGAAAGUAUGUGCAGAUCGGCAUCACCUCGUGGGGAAUCGGCUGCGGCGAUCUGCCCGGCGCCUACUCAUCUGUAAUUGCGGCUCGUGAAUGGAUAGAUACCAUGAGUGAUGCUUUUCCUGCCACUUCCCCACGCCAGUCUCUGUAGAUGAAGACGUGAUUUACUUUCCCCGUGCAAAGACAGUAUGGUCAAAUUGUACUUUGAUCUAUUUCUUUCUGUUUGUUGUCAAUUGAAGCAUUUUCAUAAAAACGAAAAAUUAAUUGUAAACUCGUGGAUUUUUAAGCAAUACAAUCUAGUGAUGAUUAGUAUCUUAACAGUACUGCUGGGUUAAAUAAACCCAGUUUACCCACUGAAUCAACUGUGGAUUAACUAAACCAACAUUUGUUAUCAAAAUGUAUACUAAAUUAUGUGCCUUAUAACUUUUUAUAGUACUUUUAUAUUUUUGUGUACAUAAUUACACUUAUUUAUUAUUUUGUUAGAAUUAUAAUAACAAUUUUUAAUACAAUAAAAUAAUAUGAAAACAG
Molecule: messenger RNA, 1900 nt
Organism: Homalodisca vitripennis (glassy-winged sharpshooter)
Lineage: Eukaryota; Metazoa; Arthropoda; Insecta; Hemiptera; Cicadellidae
Product: phenoloxidase-activating factor 2-like
Exons: 8
Coding region: 429-1523 (364 amino acids)
Biological process (GO): proteolysis
Molecular function (GO): serine-type endopeptidase activity
Source: RefSeq, a predicted model, not a curated record